Colius striatus (speckled mousebird) is the source of this 6721-nucleotide messenger RNA. RefSeq names its product zinc finger protein 366 (gene ZNF366). Gene Ontology annotation, biological process: regulation of transcription by RNA polymerase II. Gene Ontology annotation, molecular function: DNA-binding transcription factor activity; RNA polymerase II cis-regulatory region sequence-specific DNA binding. Bases 389 to 2587 code for a protein of 732 amino acids. The record is from RefSeq and is a predicted model, not a curated record. The transcript is spliced from 7 exons. Lineage: Eukaryota; Metazoa; Chordata; Aves; Coliiformes; Coliidae.
AACACUGUCCCUGCUAGUUUUCUAAGUUCACUGCAAUCUCUGCACAGGGGGAGGGAGAGAGAGAGAAAUUACCAACAUGAGAGCAGGUAGAGAGUUUAGGGCAAGACUCCUUCCAGCUUCAACAACUGAAUCUAUGUUCAGAGGGGAAAGGUCUAAGUCACCACUGAGCCAGCUUAAUUGCAAGCUUAGUCCCAUGAUGUGUGUAGCUGUGGACAAUGGAAUAAACCCACACACUCAGUGAAAGCAGCCAAAGAUGCACCGCCAGUUUCUAGAGCCUGUGCAUACAGAGCCAAGGACAGGAUUUUGCCCACAAAUAGCCUGACUGAAUUACAUUACACAGAAAUAUCAUCGUAGAGAUUCAGCGGCAAAGUAGUGUGUCGUGUCAAACAUGAUGAAGAAUGAAGAAACGAACUUUAAUGAGGACAGUACUCAAGCCUCUCCCUUCUCCCAUUGCCUGCAGCCACUGAGCCCUCUUAGAAAGCCACAUGGAACAACGCCAUUUGGUGAAGAAUUCAGACCACACCUCUCACAUUUCUGCUAUGGCUCUCCUCCUCUUGGAGACAUGGAAACACUCCAGGGGUCCUUGGAAGGAGGGUCUCGGAAACGUAAGAGCAUGCCAACAAAAAUGCCUCCCUCUAUUGCCCUCGAAGGUUCCUCAACACCACCAGGCAGACCUGAAGACCACAAUGGUGUAGGCUCUUCCAGUCUCCCCUUCGCUUUUCAACAGCAAGCACAGUCCAAGUACAGCUCCCAAAUGAUCGACCUCUGCAACUUUAGCUUUCAGUUCUACAGAACUCUGGAGCACUUUGGAGCCAAGCCCAUUAAGCAAGAACCAUUGAAGCCUAACAUGUCAUGGCCCAGUAGCCCAGCAUUCAUGCAGGCUCCUUACCAUUAUUAUCCUAAAGUCCACCCUGGCUUAAUGUUUCCUUUUAUUGUGCCACCGAACUUUCGUUUCAGGAACCCUUUUCAAAUGAAAAGACCUCCAGAGCCAUCCUUCAGGAGGGCUGAAGUAAGAGAAAGUGGUGAAAAUAAACAGAAAGUAGAAAGAGUAGAUGUCAACCUUCAGAUAGAUGACAGUUACUAUGUUGACGUGGGAGGUGAACAGAAACGCUGGCAAUGUCCCAUGUGUGAGAAAUCCUAUACAUCCAAGUACAAUUUGGUCACUCAUAUCUUGGGGCACAGCGGCAUUAAGCCACAUGCUUGCACCCGAUGUGGUAAGCUUUUCAAGCAGUUGAGCCACCUGCAUACACAUAUGUUGACGCAUCAGGGCACUCGGCCACAUAAAUGCCAGGUGUGCCACAAGGCUUUCACUCAAACCAGUCACCUUAAGAGGCACAUGAUGCAACACAGUGACAUCAAGCCUUACAACUGCAGGAUCUGUGGCAGAGGUUUUGCCUACCCCAGUGAGCUGAAAGCACACGAGUCUAAACAUGAGAGUGGCCGAGAGAAUAUUUGUGUGGAGUGUGGUCUGGACUUCCCAACCCUGGCCCAGCUGAAGAGACACUUAACGACCCACCGUGGCCCUAUACAGUACAAUUGCACGGAGUGUGAUAAGACCUUUCAGUACCCAAGUCAGCUGCAAAACCACAUGAUGAAGCACAAAGACAUCCGCCCAUACAUCUGUACUGAAUGUGGCAUGGAGUUUGUCCAGCCCCACCAUCUCAAACAACACUCUCUAACCCACAAGGGUGUGAAAGAGCACAAAUGUGGGAUUUGUGGCCGGGAAUUUACUCUGCUGGCCAACAUGAAGCGACAUGUCCUGAUCCACACCAAUAUCAGAGCUUAUCAAUGCCAUUUGUGCUUCAAGAGCUUUGUGCAAAAGCAGACUCUCAAGGCCCACAUGAUUGUUCACUCUGAUGUCAAGCCCUUUAAAUGCAAGCUGUGUGGAAAAGAAUUUAAUAGAAUGCACAAUUUAAUGGGACACAUGCACUUGCACUCAGAUAGUAAGCCUUUCAAGUGCCUCUACUGUCCCAGCAAAUUCACUUUGAAGGGGAACCUAACCAGGCACAUGAAAGUCAAACAUGGCGUCAUGGAAAGAGGAUUUCAUUCUCAAGGUUUUGGAAGAGGAAGAAUGGCUCUGUCCCAGACAAAUGUCUUGAGAAGCUUGGAACAGGAAGAACCCUUUGAUCUUUCCCAGAAGAACCAAGGGAAGGUAAUCUCAUUCCAUUCGGAUGGUGAGAGUGCCAAGGGAAGCUCAUGCCAGGAAGAAGAGGAAGACAACUGCUGUGAUGCAGAGCAGUAUAGCCCUGCCAUGUACCACCAUGAUGACAAACUGUAUGUGGCUCAAGAUUCAUCUGACAAACCUGAAUGUAUGAUGAAGGGCUUCAGAGAGUCCCACUGCAAUGAGAAGGAAGAAGUCCUAAGUGAGGGAGAACUGGAGAAGACAAUAGGAAGUUCAGAAAAACAGGAGAGUCAAGGAGAGAGAGACCUUGAAAACAACAAAGGACAUCUCAACUUUAGACCCUUUGAAAAAUCCAGACUUGGCCACUCUCUCUCUGAUUACUUGUAUUUCAAGCACAGGAACAAGAGUUUGAAAGAAUUACUGGAAAGAAAAAUGGAAAAACAAACAAUGCUUAUAGGAAUUUAAAGUGGACAUUUAAAAGCAAAUGGAAAAUGGGAACCAGAUUGCUUUUAACAUGAAGUAUAAUUUGCCAAAGUCUGGAAGUUUGUAGUAGUCUUUAGAAAUAAACAAGUCAAAUGAAUAAAAAUAACUUAAGGUAAAAUAUGUUAAAAGAAUAAAGCAAUCUAAGGUCACCAAGAAACAUAAUAGAUACUGAGCAAUGACAUUUUUAUACUUAUUCAUUUGAUGUGUAAGCAAAUAAUGGAGUGAGUACAGAAGUUUAUUUUCCUUUACUGGGGAUAAUAGAGACUUAUAUGCAAUAUUCCAGAUAUCAAAAAGCAUACUUUUUGAUGACAAAUACUUUAGCAUUUGAUUUGUUAUCUGUCUGAAUAGAUAUUAGUACUUCUAACCAUACAUCUCAAAAAAACCUCUGAAAAUACUAAGUAUUUGACAGUAUAAGCAAGAGUACUAUUGAACAUGGUGGGCAUGGAAGUGUUGUGUGUCUCAGACAUAACAUCGUCCAAACACUUUCAUUUAAUGAAGUGACUGUUAGUUCAACUACUUACAAUAACAAAUGGAAAAGAAAUCAAGGAGAAAUAUUAAUGUCUUGUGAGGCAGUGAAGGGCAGCUCUGUAAAGCUUUGAAAAGACCAGAAUUUAUUUUGGUCACAGAACCUUUUCCUCUGGCACAAGGAAUGUUGAUGCUUUACUGUUUUAGUCAGUAUGAGAGUAUUCAACAAUUCUUCAAGUAAAAUAACAUGGACUGUGUUGACAUUUUGUUCUAUUGUCUGCUCAGAUCAAUAUUCAUAACAAGUAACAGCUACAGUAUGUAGCACUUACAUUCCAUUUUGUAAUUACACAUAAAGCAAUAUGAGUGGUUUAAUUGAGAAAAAUGAUGCAAUUUUGCCUUUUACCUCUUCAGUUUAUCUUGGCUUAGUGAGUAUGAUUUUGAAAUACACAGGUCUGAUCAGGUUUUCUUUUAGAAGAUAUGCCAAAAAAGAGGCCUUACAGGGCAAGCAAUACCUCAUAGAGGAAACCUGUUUUUGGAUUUCCUCUUACUGGCGUCAGAUUUUUUUGCCUUAUCUACAUGGUUUGACCAGUAAGAUCCAGGCUUUUCAGAGCUCCACUCCUGCUGUUUCUCCUGAGUCAUUCCCAACUUUUCAUCCUCUGAUUCCCAUACAAUUCCAUGUUCAGAGCAAAGAUGCUGAAAGCACAUUCCGUUACUUGCAUGAAUAGUUUGAUCAGCACCUUGGUCCCUUCAUCUUCAAGACAGAGGACAAAUAGCUCCCACAUAAGUAAUUUAAUUAGUCCUAGGUCAUUUUGACAUCCUGUCUCAAAAAUUUUAAAUGCAUAUGUAUGGUACACAUUUUCCAGCCAUUACUACCUUCUUCACUUACCUGUCAAGUUCUUGAUUUGAAAUACUUUGUUAUCAAGCUCAAUAUGUAGCAAGUUAUCAUUAAAUGUAGUCAUGUACUUAUGGCUUGAUAAGGCUACAGUCUUUUAAUUUCAGCUCUCUGCCAUUAUAAGAAACUAUUUACAGAACUAAUGAUUCUCCUGCUUGCCACUUAAUCAAUGUUCACAAGGCAGCAGCCUUUAUUAAUUGUGUAAAGCUGGGGUUGAGACUGAGGUUGCAGACAGUGGUUUCAUUUUUCAGGGCUCAAAGAUAGCUUGAUAGCAUUGUUUCUGAAUGAAGAGCAGACAAAUCUCUUUAUAAAAGAAGGUGUAACCACACAUCUGACUCUUCUAAAUGUAAAUAACCCUGAUACACAUACUUUUUUAAAAUAAAAAGGAUAUAUCAAGUUGAAGUGUAAUGUAGGUCACUUCAGACUUAGAAUUAUUGACAUCUUUCAAAAUUAAGUGUAUUUCAGAGGUAGAUAGCCAUGUUCAUUUAGUGAUUAACUGUGUUAUCAAAGACAUUCGACUUCCUUACUUCCCCUGCAAGACAAGUCCUCUUAAAAAAAGGAGAGGUCUUUCUUUCAAAGAAGACAUUGUUGUCAAGCAGAAGAAACUGAAAAGUUUCAGACUAAUGUGUGUAACUGCAUUCUUUCUUAGACUAGAAGGGAAAUGAUCAGGUAUACAUUCAGCAUGGUCUAGGAGCUUGUCUUUUAGAAAUGAGAGACAUAUGUCCCGCUAGAUAACAUCAUAGCCAAAACCAUGAUGUCUAGUGGAAGUAUGCAGUCCAGAGUUCCCAUACAAACCUUGUAAGGGAAAGUGCCAGCAUGUCCUUAGGAAAUGAAAACACUGCAAACAGUUCUGUAUUGUCUGAAUGGUUUACCCAAAUGCUUUCAACCACACUGUCACUGCUCCCAGUUUAUCCACUUCUACAAUCCGAGUUAUCAUUGGCUCAGAAAUGACUGCUAACUACAUACAGCAAGAUGGACGGGAGUACAGAUCCCCAGAAUGACAGUGUUAUUUGGAAAUAACUCGUAAUGUGAAUCAAUCUCCUUGAAGUCUUCAUAAAAAGUGGAGAAUAUGUCAUUACAGUGAGGCCUUGAGGCUGCAUCCACUCACAUAGUCAACCCUAAGCUAAUUUGCAAACACCCAAGGCUAGUUCAGAUUGGAAAAAUAAAGAACUCAUCUAAGCUCGCAAGUCACCAGUCAGAGGAAUUGAAAACAAAACUAUUACUGAGAUAAAAAGACAGUGCCAAGAGACUCAAGCAAAGCAACUGGGAUAUGAUAGCUCUUCCUAGUGCAGGACACAGUGUAGCUGGGUCUAAGACACUUGUUACAAAGACAUCCCAAAGGACAAAUUAAAAGUGAAAUAACAGCCUUCAUUGUGAAACACCUUGCUUUUCAAACAUAAGCUAUUUUCAUGAUAUUUACAUUGGCACUGUUUUGGGAACAGACAGUAAUAGCCUUUGCUUUUUAAUAGCUUUGAAAGUGCUUCAUACUAAUUUGCUCUCGUCAUGAAGUUAUUUCACAUUCCUAAUUUUUGAGGUAUUAGCUUUCUUGUUUUAUCUUUGAAAAGAGGUCCUGUGGAGAUGUUGUCUGUGUCCUGGACCUUAGGGGAUAUGUUUUCUUUUUUCCCUUCUUCCAAAUCUGAGUCUACUUAUCUUCUUCUGGCCAUGUUGCAGGAAAAAAAAAAAAAAAAGUAUUUAUCUAUCUCUUCUCUAAUACUUGGAUUUUCAGCUUGUGGUAACACAUUGAAAGUAAAGCCCAGACUCCACCAUCUCUAUAUUAAACCACAUCCAUGUCAUUUCCGUGUGUUAUUAUAUGAAUUCUAUUUUCAUCCUCUUGGAAAGCAUCAGGGCAAAUAAGAGUGGCCACAAACUCAUGUGGCUGAGAUGCUUUCUAAACUUGUACAAACUGAGAUGCUUCAAGAAGCCGUUUCAAGGAAAGGUAAAUUGGCCACAUCUCAAAAUGUCUGGGCAGGUGAAGGCAUAUGACUUGAUAAAUUAGAGGCUUUUCUAUUGUUGAGGGCUGCAGGGAGAAUUCUGCAAUGAUGCUGUACAGAACAGAGUACGUGGAUGGAAAGUUAAAUGCUGAGUUAGUAAAAUCUGAGGGUAAAUGAAAUACAAUGUAUUUAUUAAGAAAGUGAAGUUGUAGGUAAUUACAAAACAAGAUGUUUCAAGUCUGGGCAGCAGAACUCAGCCACCUGCUUGUGCACCUGAGUUCUCCUGGCUGCUGACGGUCUCUAGUUUGUGAAGGCAACAAUGAGUGUUCUGUGUUCAGCAGCUCAAAUGAUAAUACACUUGAUGAUAGUUACAGAAGUUUACUCUGUGUUAAGUAACAACUGAAAAGACCAAGUAACACCACUGCAUCUACCUUUUUCCAAUUCUCUGUCUAUUAGCUACUCUCCAAUUUCUGUCUUCGUAUGGUGCUGCUGGAUUCUGCUGUUUUGAGUGUACAGUUAAGAAGUAAUAUAAGUACUAUAUUUAUUAUUCCAAGAAGUUUUUAAUAAUUAUUAACAUUUUUGAAAUUAAAUCGUGUCUGCUUAGCUGAACAAGAUGUAACAGAGCUAACAUUUUGUACUUAUAACAGAUUUUGCAAAUAAUGUGGUGUAUAUUUAUUACAUGUACAACACUGAUUUCCUAUUUAAAGCCCCAACUCAAAAAAUGGACCAAGUAUCUGUGAAUACUUAUUUUCUGGCUUUCUAUCUCAAUAAUAAAAGCAUGUACUAUAUAUUGUAGUAAUUUAAGCUAAUAAAUACGUACUGGAGAAA